AUGGCAGCCACAGUACAAGGGUGCCUGGAGCUCCAGCUGCAGGAAGUGGAAAUGCUCCUUUCAAUGUUUCCCAAAAAAGGUGAAAUAAAUCUGCAUGAGGAUGCUGUGCCCAGCGUGCAGCACUACCUGAGAAACGCUGAUGGAGCUCUGCCCCCACGGCUCGAAUAUUCAAUCACUAUCGAUGUAGGGGAGGCAGAGGGAAAAGUGGAACUGCAGGUACUGCUGCCUCACAUGUACCCUCACGUACCUCCACAGCUUUUUGCAAGAUCGAAUGCACUCCACAGACAGCAACAGUUGCAGCUCAACACUGGUCUCACUUCUUACAUCAGCUCUUUAGACUCAGGUGAACUGCAUAUAUAUGAAGCUGUGCAAUGGGUGAAAGAAAACAGCCUGCCUUACUUGGAAAACAGUAAGAUCUCUUCUGAAAGUGCUUCAAAAGAAUUUGUAGUUAAAGAAACAUUGCAUCGCAUGUGGAUCUACAGCCAUCACAUAUAUAGGCAGGAACUGAAGAAAAAGAUUUUUGACUGUGCAAAGAAGUUAAAUCUGACUGGCUUCUGCCUAACAGGGAAACCUGGUGUCAUCUGUGUGGAGGGACUCAGGGAAAACUGUGAAGAAUUUUGGCAUGUUAUUAGGUAUCCCAACUGGAAGCAUAUUUCAUGCAAGCAUGUGGAGAAUAUAGAAACAGAGGGAAGCAUCAACCAUCUCCGUCUCUUUUGUUCUUUUGAAGACCUGCAGUUUCAGGCACAUGGUGAUUAUGGCCUGAGGAACGACUAUCACAUGGAUCUUGGCCAGUUCCUAGAAUUCCUGAAACAACAUCAAAGUGGACAUAUUUUUCAGAUUUUAUUUGGUAUCGAAGGCAAACUUUCAGACAAAUAA
Phaethon lepturus (White-tailed tropicbird) is the source of this 876-nucleotide messenger RNA. RefSeq names its product RWD domain containing 2A (gene RWDD2A). The transcript is spliced from 2 exons. Gene Ontology annotation, molecular function: protein binding. Lineage: Eukaryota; Metazoa; Chordata; Aves; Phaethontiformes; Phaethontidae. The coding region runs from base 1 to 876 and encodes 291 amino acids. The record is from RefSeq and is a predicted model, not a curated record.